AAAAUGUUGCUACAGAAGAAUGGUUCCAUCCCUACGAGGCUGACGAAUAUGGUCCGUCUCCGGAUUAAAUGCACGCCCUGAUGAAGUGACCACUAGGCAUACACACGUACUUCCUUCUUCUUUUUUUUUCAAACUGUCAUCCUGGUAAACGACGCGUUCCUGCCUUGUGAUCCUCCUGUCGCCAGAUUGAAACGGCAUUAGGACAACACGGUUGUUUUAUUAAAAGGAGCGUUUCGGAGCACGCACGAAUCAGACAUUUUGGGCGGUCUCACUCAGACACGCGAGGUGAGAUCCACAGGAGAGGUUCUGUGAAAGGAAGAGGAAUAUCACGUCUUUCCGUGUCCCGUUUUUCGCAUUGGUAAACAUCAGCCGUGACCAUUCUCACAGGUGAAAUAUGGAAUGUGUUCUCCAGCAGGCUCUGAGACACUCUCCCCUGACUGAACUGAAAACACACAGUUAGCAGUUUGCUUCUCCCCUUGAACUUCACAGAGCUUUACUGCUCAGCUAGGGGGACGAAGUAGGUAAAAUACGAAGUUUGUUUACAGAAGAACCUUCCCAAGCACACACUACCUUUAUUAGCAUUAUUUUUGUCCAUUUUGGAUCCUGCGAAGAACAGCCAUGAUGGAUAUGGAGCAGUAUCUGUGGAUGGUGGUUGUGGGCUUCAUAAUAGCCUUCAUCCUGGCUUUCUCUGUGGGCGCCAACGACGUGGCAAACUCUUUCGGCACGGCCGUGGGGUCUGGAGUCGUCACCCUCAGACAGGCAUGCAUCUUGGCCUCCAUCUUUGAGACCCUGGGUUCGAUGCUGCUAGGUGCCAAGGUGGGAGAGACCAUUCGCAAGGGCAUCAUUGACGUCAAUCUGUACAAUGACACGGUGCCAGUGCUGAUGGCUGGGGAGGUCAGCGCCAUGGUCGGGUCAGCAGUUUGGCAGCUUAUUGCUUCCUUCCUGAAGCUGCCCAUCUCUGGCACACACUGCAUUGUGGGAUCCACCAUUGGUUUCUCCAUGGUGGCGAUUGGCACCAAGGGAGUGCAGUGGAUGCAGCUGGUGAAGAUUGUUGCCUCCUGGUUCAUAUCUCCUCUCCUGUCGGGACUGAUGUCUGGCUUCCUCUUCUUCCUCAUCCGAUACUUCAUCCUGAACAAAGACGAUCCUGUACCGAACGGACUGCGCGCCCUCCCUCUGUUCUACGCCUCCACCAUCGGGAUCAACACUUUCUCCAUCAUGUACACCGGAGCCCCUUUGCUGGGUUUGGAGUUGCUUCCUGUAUGGGCCAUAGCUCUGAUCACUCUGGCAGGUUCCCUGGUCUGCGCCGCUCUGGUCUGGUUCUUCGUUUGCCCUUGGAUGAGGAGGAAGAUCGCAAGUCAGCUAAAGAAGGAACAGGCCUUGUCCAGGAUAUCGGAUGAGAGCUUGGAUAAGAUCCCAGAGGAAGAAGAGACCCCAGUGUUUAAAGAGCUGCCAGGAGCCAAGGGCACGGACGACGCUGUGGUGCCCCUCACUGGCAGAGGGACAGAGACCUCCGCGGAGCUCACUAGCCUGGCCAACGGGGGCACAGUCCUGCCUAACGGCCGAGUCUAUGGCAGGACUCACUCCAUGACAAAUGGCUGUCUGAAGUCUCCACUCUCGAAUGGCAGUUUCAGUUUUGACGGUCACAUGCGCAGUGACGGGCAGGUGUACCACACGGUGCACAAAGACUCAGGGCUGUAUAAGGACCUGCUCCACAAAAUCCACCUGGGACGCCUGGAGGACGAGAGCUCCCGACCUCCCCCCGAAAACUACCGCGCGCUGCGGCGCAACAACAGCUACACCUGCUACACGGCGGCCAUCUGCGGCAUGCCCGUGCAGCCGCUGCUGCGCAGCGAGUCCAGCGCGAACGCGGAGGACAGCGAGAAGCUGGUGGGCGACAGCGUGUCUUACUCCAAGAAGCGUGUGCGCUACGACAGCUACUCCAGCUACUGCAACGCUGUGGCUGAAGCGGAGAUCGAGGCGGAGGAGGGGGGAGUGGAGGUGAAGCUGGCCGCCAACCCCAUGGACUCCCUGCCUCCCCCUCUGGAUGACGUUGUGGAGGAGGACAAGGAGGAGAAAGACAAGCCGCAAGUCUUCCUGCUCUUCCACUUCCUGCAGAUCCUCACCGCUUGCUUUGGCUCUUUCGCUCAUGGAGGCAACGACGUCAGUAAUGCUAUUGGCCCACUGGUGGCGCUGUGGAUGAUUUAUGACCAGGGCGCGGUAAUGCAGGACGCUGCCACGCCCAUCUGGCUGCUGUUCUAUGGAGGCAUAGGCAUCUGUGCUGGCCUGUGGGUGUGGGGCCGCAGGGUUAUCCAGACCAUGGGGAAAGACCUGACCCCCAUUACACCCUCCAGUGGAUUCACUAUUGAACUGGCAUCGGCGCUCACUGUUGUGUUCGCCUCCAAUAUUGGACUCCCUAUCAGUACCACACACUGCAAGGUGGGGUCUGUGGUCGCUGUUGGAUGGAUCCGCUCCAAGAAGGCGGUGGACUGGCGCCUCUUCAGGAACAUCUUCCUGGCCUGGUUCGUCACGGUGCCUGUGGCCGGGCUCUUCAGCGCUGCCGUCAUGGCACUGUUCGUCUACGGCAUCCUGCCCUUCGUCUAGGAGGAAACCCCCCAAGCUGGGGCUGUGCUCGCCCCUACGAGGGAGAGAGGGGAGAGCAGGAGAGAUUGUGGGAUCACAAGCUACAUGGAAAACCUCCAGAAUAUUCUGUUUGGGUUAUCUAUUUUUAUUUUAAUUUCAGCUUUUAUUUAUUUUCUUAAGAAACAAACUGCACACCAAAUUAGUUUCAUCUUCCAGAUAAAUCUGCUGUACAGACAACACUAAGAGUAGGUUUUUUUAUAUAGUAAGAUGAAAGGGUUUGAUUAAAAAGUAACUUUGUUAAUAAGGAUGUGUGUGUUUACACACAAAGACACACACACACAUAUACACACACACACAUAUAUGCACACCUUCAUAGAAAUACAGACAUGCUACAUACCUGCAGCUAUACAUAGAUUAUAUAUCCAUAUACUUAAUAAAGUUUAUUGCUACCUGAAUCUUGGUGUUGUACUGAGUAGUGUAGUGUCCCUGAAAACAGAGGUGUAAAUAUUGUAUCAUUUGAGUGAGAUUUUGUGGAACUGAAGCUUUUGCUUUGAGUAAUCUCAGCCCCCACCCAAACAUGCCAGUCGGCACGGUAAUGGUACGACUACACCACGCCGCUGCCCAUGGGAGAGAUGGAGUAAGUGAGAUACAGUUCUGUAAUUUUAGUUUUUUCAUUAAUGCUAGCAUACACAGUUCAAAUGAAAGAGGUUCCUGUAUUUCCUGUAUAUCCUGUUAUAAGGUGGAUUUCACAUUUUAAUAAUGUAUUAUAUUGUAAUUUCUACUGUAAAUAUUUUCCGCAGUGUUUUCUUUUGUUUUCAGUUGUUUUUGCAUUGGGGGGUCUCCACAUGACACAUCACAUAGUCACACUCUAGUAAUGUGCCAACCUGGGUCUGGUCCAAAUGUGGAAUGUAGUGAAUGACAAAACUCUGAGAAUGGCCCAGUAUUACCAUUAGCUUUAGCCUCAGAAGAGCCUAGCAUCACAGGGUUAGGGUUAGUGUUAGCAUUAGCAUUAGAACAGCCCAGUAUUACAGGACAGCAGGACUCAGUGGUGUCAAUCUCAGUAGUUCUGCAGUACUGACUGACAGUAUUUCCUAGUCCCCCUCAGACACUGAUACUAACACACACGCACUCUCAUGGCACACUGAUACCAGCAUACCUGAUCCCAACUGAUACUAAAACACCCCAACUUGGAUUUGAAUUUUUAACUGUCAUCUUCAGUUCAUAUCUAAUUUUGAGAAUGUGCAAGUUUGUUUCAGUAAUGUUUUGUAGGAUUAAGCUGGGAUUGAAGUAUGGGUUUUUUCAUAUGAGAAGAAUAGUAACACAUUGUUACCAAGCAGGGCAGCCUCGUGACCCUGUUGCAAUGCCAUGAUUAAUAUUAUAUCACUGACUUUUGUGUUGAUCUGUUGUGAGGGGACCUCUGCUCAUUUUCUGCCCUUUUGAAAAAUAUAUAAUUUACCAAAGAUACAGAGGAAUUAGUUUUUCAGUAUCUAUAUUGUCAGUAUAAUAUUGAUGUCUCGAGAAGCAUCGUGGAAAUGUUAUCUUCAACACUGGUUAUUCCUUGGUUUCCCAAGUUUAAGACUUACCAAUUUGUGUGUGUGUGUGUGUGUGCGUGUGUGUGUGUGUGUGUGCGUGCGUGCCUACAGGUGAACAGUGACUGUGCUGGCUUUGUUUGGAAGGUGUUCUGAGUGGGUAGAACAAUAGCCUACUGUUUUAGAGCUAGACAGGUUGUUUAAAAUAGUAGGAUCUCAAUAUGCCUGCACCUAGCCUUCUCACUCGAUGUCACCUACAGACAGACUGCAGCACAUAGACACUUUGAUUCUAGAUUAUGUGGUCCCCUUUCAGACAAAAACUUGUGCCAGCUAUAUUACAGCAAAGGGUAACAUAUGUAUAGGAGCUUUUCUGGAGUGUCCAUUUAAUUGCACCACAAAACAUCAUAUUUUGGAUCAUGUAGGGUCAGUUUAACAGGCUGUGUGAUGGACUAGGUAUGUCCUCCUCUCCCAUUUGGUUUUUGCAGUAGAAAGACUGUGAGCUAUGUAUACUUGUGCCAUAGUCUGUCCUCCAUUUCUCAUACUGUUACCAGUCAAGCCAUAAUGGAGGCCUCUCCACAUUAAGCUGCAGUUAUCACACAGCAAUACUCCACACAGGCAACAGUUGAGAAAUUUAUCUUACCUUCUUUGUCUGUUCCAUGGAGUUUCUGCUUGGGUGUUCUUCCACUGGUAGCAUUUACUGUGGGCUUCAUAACAGACUCCAUGAUUUAAACUUUGGCUUUGUCAGUCAGGCAGAAGUGGUGCAUUUAAAUCGUAACUCCUUACCCCAGCUGUUGUAGCAAUAUUGUGACACAGACUGGUAAUUGUAGCAAUGUUGUAACAGCGACUGGUCAUUGUAGCAAUAUUGUGACAGAGACUGGUUUUUGUAACGAUGUGAUUGAAACUGGUCAUUGUAGCAAUGCUGUGACACAGACUGGUUAUUGUGGUGGCAUUGCGAGUAGUCGUUGUGAUGAUGUUGGGAGACCGAUACCGUGAGUUCAGUGUGGUGUGCUGUAUAAGGUCAGGUUGAUAUCUUCAGAAAGAGAAGUGCAGAGAUACAGGAACACAAGGAUCAGAUGAUCACCCAGAGGUAUCUAUCACAAUCACCAGUCAAACUGAUCCAAGGACUCAGAUAUGAGAAUAUAAUAUGUGUGUGUGUGUUCUUUAUCUCUGGAAGGCCAGGAACUGCCUGAUCAUUAAUGCCUCAUAUCACCAGCUUCAGGGAGGAAUUCUCCUGACAAAAAAUGCAAAUGUUUUCGUAUUAUUAAUAGACCCAACCCAAAAUGUGUACGGUUUGUUGGCUUUUCUUCUCAUUUCUAUCUCCCAUUUGGACAGAUCUUUCCCAUGGCCUUGUACAGUUGUUUUUUAUUUUGUGUUAUAUACAGUAGGCUGUGGUGUUUACAGUGUAACCGUGUAGUUGAACCCAUUGCCUAAAAAUGCCAAUGAAAGAAAAUGAUCAACUAAUAAGUGCAAGAAAAUAACCAGAAGUGUGAAUUAAGAUUCAUUUCCUUAUUUUUCUGUUUUCUUUUGUAGUGAUAGUUAUAAUUAUCCAUUCACUACUGCAGUCUAACACUAAGUGAUACGUAUGUAUGGGUGCGAUUCAUUUAAUAAUAAAAAAAUAGAUAAAUGAAUAAAUUUCCAUCUGACUAUAUUUUUCUACCAUAUCUGAACUGAACGCAAGCGAGUGACACACGGUGUGUCCACUGCUCUGUGCAGACUGCGUGUGGUUGCUGAGAGAUCAGACUUUAAAAUAAUUUUCUUGUUUAUUUUUUAAUUCUAUAUUAAGCACUUUGUAAUUUUGUUUCCCACUUGCUGCAUUGAAGUCGUAUAUCAGGAGGUCAGACACAGAAUGCCUCUGCGGGGAUGGGGCAGGAGCCCACUGAGCUUCCUGCUGUUGUGCCACUUUUCAUCUGGGCUUUUUCUGAAUGUUGAAUGGUUGUUUAUUCUCAAGUAGGUACAUUAACACCCGCCUCCCGCCCACUAAAAUAAGCAUAACUGGCCUUGUGACGCACACUUUUUUCUCCAGUAGCUCACUCAGUGUUUGUAAAGUGCUAUGCAGUGUUCAUCCUGCUGGGGGCGCAAUGUGUUGUGCAUCCUGCAGGAGUGCAGUGUGGUGUCUCGCUAAUGUGGUGGAGUGAGUUGUUUCUAACUCAUAAGUACACUCCUAGUCUCAGCUAGAGGGUGAGCGGAGUCAGGGGGAUGGGGUGUACAUGACCAUGUGAUCCGUUAUCUAUGUCAGACACCUAUGAUGCAGGUAUCAGCAGCCAUGUUUCAUUUCUGAACCAGACCAUUUAGUCCUUUUCAGCCACUCAAGACAAGCUGCCAGUUCAUCAACCGUUCUUGCGUUGUGAAGUUAGGGUUCAGUAAACCUGAAUCAGGACUCUACAGCACAUUUCUGUUAUUACCUCAUGGUUAUAGUGGUGCUUUUUUCCUUUAAUUAGUUCAAAUUGUAGGGUUAAUUCUGCGCUAGCCAGCUGUCUUCUGUAGUCUUGCUGUCGUACUCCUGCUGCUCUGUGUUGUAUCUUUACUUCCACUGUUGCUGUGACGUGUCCUAUUACCUGCCGUCCUGGCUUUGUAGGCUGCAUUCUCCUGCUAAGAACUGGACUGUAAACCUAACAAUACUGUUCUGAUUUGCAUAUAUAAUGUACUGUAUUUUUUGGUUUU
Molecule: messenger RNA, 6770 nt
Organism: Megalops cyprinoides (Indo-Pacific tarpon)
Lineage: Eukaryota; Metazoa; Chordata; Actinopteri; Elopiformes; Megalopidae
Gene: slc20a2
Product: solute carrier family 20 member 2
Exons: 11
Coding region: 619-2601 (660 amino acids)
Biological process (GO): phosphate ion transmembrane transport
Cellular component (GO): membrane
Molecular function (GO): phosphate transmembrane transporter activity
Source: RefSeq, a predicted model, not a curated record